AACGGCAGCAUAAAUUCAUUGUAUAACUUGAAGUUGUUUCACUGUUAAAUGUUUCGAAAUAUCUAUAUUUAUUACAUAAUGUGUCAUUUAUAUUUAGCUGCAUAAAUAAUCAUUUUAAUAUUUACUGUAGCACAGAUGUAUUUUUCAGGUUUUAGUAGUGCUUAUAUUGCACAGGUUUUCAAACGUUAUUGCCUACAUGCAUGGUUGAAUCAUUAAUCAAGUGAUCAAUAUAAAUGUUUUUGAAGGACCACCUUUAGCAUGCGACUCCUUUUAUAAGAGACGGCUCAGUUUAUGUCAAGACCUGGAUAUCACUCAUCAUCAUGGAUCUGAACAUUAGCCCCUGUUGGAAACAGCUCCUUCUGUUCUCUCUCCUUCUUGUCUGUGUCAAUGGACAAAUGGCAGGGCCAUCUUUCAUGGUGACGUUUCCUGCAGUGAUUGAGUCAGGAUCUGAGGCCAGACUGUGUGCAAGUCUUCUCAAGCCCAAUGAAAGCCUUGUCAUAAACAUUUAUCUGGUUGAUGGUAACCAGAGCACUUUACUGCUGCAGGAGAAAGCUGAGGAAGAGUUUCACCGCUGCUUUAACUUCAAGGCUCCUCUGAUAGAAGCAGAAUCUGUUCAGAAAAUGAAGGUAGAACUUCAAGGAGAGUCUUUAAAGAUGUCUGAAGAGAGAAAAGUCAUGUUCAGACCUUACCAUCCUCUGACCUUUAUCCAGACUGAUAAACCCAUCUAUAUUCCAGGACAGACAGUGAAUUUUAGAGUUGUUACCAUGGAUAAAAACUUUUCACCGCUUGAUCAGCAGUAUAGUAGAGUGAUACUUGAGGACAGUAAAGGUAACAGAAUUGCUCAAUGGACAAAUGUUUCUUCAACAAGGUGGAUUUUGCAGCGUUCUUAUGAAUUAAACCCGGAAGGCUGUCAAGGCAUAUACAAACUGAAGGCUUACAUUGGUGACAGGAUGAUAUCACAUGAUUUUGAGGUGAAAAAAUAUGUUUUGCCUAAGUUUGAAGUUACUGUGACGGCACCGAAGACAGUGAGUAUAGAUGAUGAGUCAAUGGCAGUUGAAGUUUGUGGAAAAUACACAUACGGGCAGCCUUUAUCUGGUAAAUCAUGGGUGAAAGUGUGUCGUAAUAUUCAACGCUACUCUUACUGGGGUGAUAAACACAGUCCAAUAUGUGUGAAUAUAACCACUGAGAUGAAAAGGACAGGCUGUGCCAUCCAUACCUUAGAUCUAUCUGCCUUUUUAAACUCCACAUAUGAGGAUGAACUAGAAAAUUCUCUUCAUGUUGAAGCAACAGUCACAGAAGAAGGAACAGAGAUCACCAUGACAAAAUCUGAAACUAUUUCUCUCACUUAUGAAAUCGGCAAAUUCACACUUACUGACCUGCCCAAAACAUAUGAACAUGGAUCAGUUAUAGAAGGAAAAAUCAAACUUUCAAAUUUCAAAGGUGCACCAAUACAAAACAAAGUGGUUUAUCUUUUGGAGGGAUCCUGGUCCUCAAAACUGCUCCUAAAUCUCACUACAGACAGCGAUGGACUGGCCAGCUUCUCUCUUAAUACAUCUAGUCUUCCUAAAGAAGACAUUAAUCUGAUGGCGAGUGUGUAUCCAACGUUUCAUUAUGAUGGUUACAAAACACCUUCCUUCUCUACGGACAGAAAAACAGUUCAUCUUUUCCGGCCUGUCACUCCAUACACCCCAUCAUUAAGUGAACUGAUCAUAGAAAACAUUGAGCAACCAUUAAAGUGUGAUGCUGAGUUUACAGUGACCAUCAAGUAUUAUUUUAUUGGAGAGACUGCUAAAGACUUCAAAACUGACAUUGUCUAUAUGGUCUUGUCCAGAGGAGUGAUCGUUCAUCAUGGAUAUGAGAAGGUUGAAGUCAAGUCUUCUAAUGGAGCAGCAAGUGGCACAAUGUCAUUCAAACUGUCUGUUGGUGCAGAUCUAGCUCCUGCAGUGCAGAUUCUGGUCUACUGUGUUCUGCCCAGUGAAAAUGUUGUUGCUCGUAGCACAACAUUUGACAUUGAAAAGUGUUUCAAAAACAAGGUUUCUCUGCAGUUUUCUCCCUCUAGAGCAGUUCCUGGUGAGAAAAACACUCUCCAUCUCUCAGCUCAGCCUGGUUCACUGUGCGGCCUCAGUGCUGUAGAUCAGAGCGUCCUGAUCCUGGAGUCAGGAAAACGUCUGGAUACUGACAAGAGUGUGGUUUAUAAUGCAGUAUCAUAUGAUUCUGAAAUGGAUUUGAAUAUGAAUGAGGGAGACUCUUCAGUUGAAGUGACAGUUCGUACUGUCUUUCCUGAAACAUGGAUUUGGCAACUUGCUGCAGUUGGAGACUCUGGAUCAGCUCAGGUUCCUGUCACAGUUCCUGACACCAUCUCCACUUGGGAGACGGAGGCCUUCUGUCUGUCCUCCAAAGGUCUGGGUCUGGCUCCUCCUGCUCAGUUGACAGUUUUCCAGCCCUUCUUCCUGGAGCUCUCUCUGCCUUACUCCAUCAUCCGUGGGGAGAUCUUUGAGCUGAAGGCCACUGUCUUCAACUAUCUGUCCAAGUGCAUCAUGGUUAAAGUGACUCCAGCUCUUUCCUCAGACUACACUCUCAAAGCCUCCUCUGAUGAACAGUAUUCAUCCUGUCUGUGUGCUAAUGGAAGAAAAACCUUUAAAUGGAUCCUCACUCCUUCUGUUCUUGGAGUCUUGAAUAUUACAGUCAGUGCAGAGGCUGAGUCGUCCCAGACUGUGUGUGACAAUGAGAUUGUGAGCGUGCCAGAGAGAGGACGCAUUGACACAGUCACACGAAGUCUGCUUGUACAGGCUGAAGGAACUGAGAAGACAGAGACCUACAGCUGGUUACUGUGUCCAAAGGGCGACAGUCUCACAGAGGAAGUGGAUCUGAAUCUUCCUAAAGAUGUGAUAAAGGGAUCAGCAAGAUCCUCUGUUUCAGUCAUUGGGGACAUACUGGGUCGUGCACUGACAAAUCUUCACGGAUUACUACAGAUGCCGUACGGCUGUGGAGAACAAAACAUGGCUAUUCUUUCUCCCAAUAUUUACAUUCUGCAGUAUCUGGAAAACACAGAGCAGCUCACUUCAGCCAUCAGAGAGAGAGCCACCGGCUUCCUUAAGAGUGGAUACCAGAGACAACUGAACUACAGACAUACUAGUGGUGGAUACAGCACAUUUGGACGUGGAGAUGAGAAUACAUGGUUGACUGCCUUUGUCCUGAGGUCUUUUGGCAAAGCGCAGAAAUACAUAUUUAUUGAUCCACAAAAUAUUCAGAGUGCAAAGGAAUGGUUAAUAAGCAGACGGGAUUCAGACGGCUGUUUUAUCCAACAGGGAAGUUUGUUCAACAACAGAAUGAAGGGUGGAGUGAAUGAUAAUGUGACUAUAACAGCCUACAUUACUGCAUCACUACUUGAACUAGAAACUCCAGUAACAGAUCCUGUCGUCAGUAAAGGUUUGUCCUGCUUGAGGUCUGUCAUUGAGGAUGUCAAAAACACUUACACCACUGCUCUGCUCGCCUACACCUUCAGUCUGGCUAAAGACACAGACACUCGACAGCAGCUUUUCAAGAAACUGGAGGAUGUUGCUAUUUCAGAUGGGUCUCGUCUCCACUGGUCUCAGUCUGCUUCUGCUGAUGACUCUGAUUCUCUGGCAGUGGAGAUCAGCUCAUAUGUGCUGCUAGCUGUUCUCUCUGCUGAUUCACUCACUACAGCUGAUCUGGGCUUUGCUAACAGGAUUGUCAGCUGGCUUGUGAAGCAGCAGAAUGCCUAUGGAGGAUUCUCCUCCACACAGGACACAGUGGUGGCUCUUCAGGCUCUGUCUUUGUACGCCACCAAAGUGUUCAGCGCUGACGGCUCCAGCACAGUGACUGUACAGUCAGCAGCAGACACUCACCACUUUGAUGUCAAUCAGGACAAUAAGUUACUGUACCAGGAGAAGCAGCUGCAGGAUGUCCCAGCCAAAUACAGCAUUGAAGUGAAGGGCUCAGCUUGUGUGUCUGUGCAGGUGGCUCAGUUCUACAACAUCCCGACUCCUACUGAAGCUAAAACACUGAGCAUUGAUGCAAAGAUAGAGGGAGAUUGCAAAACACUGGGACAAAAUUUCCUUCUGAACUUCACUGUCAAAUAUCAUGGUCCCCAGGAGAUGACUAACAUGCUCAUUGUGGAUAUUAAACUUUUAUCAGGAUUCACAGCUGACACAUCAUUGCUUACAACGUCAAUUAGUUCAGAAGUUCUUGCUCAGAAGUAUGUGGAGCGGGUCGACACAAAAGAAGACCAUGUCAUAGUUUAUUUAACAGAGAUUCCAAAACAUAUUUCUAUGAAUUACAAGAUACAAAUGAAACAGGUUCUUCCAGUGAAGAAUCUCAAGCCAGCAGUGGUCAAAGUGUAUGAUUAAUACCAAACAAGUGAUCAGUCGGAGACCGAGUACUCCUUCCACUGUCAAUAAGGUCAUGCACUUCAGUCCUGCAGCUCAUAGUAUAAUGACACAGAAUACAGAAUGUCUUUUUAAUACUGUAUGAGUAGUUAUUCUUAGUGGCAUUGUUUUAUUUCAUUUGUAAUUUUUAUGUAUGCUUUUAUAUGUGUACUCAGUGGCAGCAGGCCACUCACAAUUUUAUUUGUAAUUUUAUUUGUAAUUAAUCUUUUAACAAAACUUGUUUGAUCCUAUUAUGGAAAAUAAAGAAUUUAGAGAUUU
This is a messenger RNA of Carassius gibelio (silver crucian carp), 4667 nucleotides long. RefSeq names its product alpha-2-macroglobulin-like. Gene Ontology annotation, molecular function: endopeptidase inhibitor activity. Bases 321 to 4370 code for a protein of 1349 amino acids. Gene Ontology annotation, cellular component: extracellular region. The transcript has 34 exons. NCBI's taxonomy places the organism in Eukaryota, Metazoa, Chordata, Actinopteri, Cypriniformes, Cyprinidae. The record is from RefSeq and is a predicted model, not a curated record.